CUUCAAAUUACACAUUAAAUUUGUGAAGAAUUCUCAUCAGAACCCUUGGAAAAUGGAAACAGGCGAUUCAGUCGAAUUAUUUAAAACUGCAUCCUACUACUCAGAUACAACCAGCCACACAUCACUCCAAUAGGAGUGUUCUAAAAAUACGACAGGCGAGCAGUAUGAAAAAACUACAAAAAAGUGAGAUCAAAGAAAGGUACUAGGUCACCAAAGGGAUAUUGGAUGUUGGACGUGGACUAUUUGAUUUUUUUACAUAUUCUUGCGACCGUUAUGUGUUUACAUAGAAAGGUCCAUUGUGGGGGUCUGUUUUUCAAUUUUUUGUGAGAUUCGAAAGAAUUUAUUUAUGGGAGAGUUAGUUCACAAGUAUUAAUUACUUUUAGAUCGGCUUUUAAUUAGUAUAGGUUUGGUUUUUUAAGAAAUUAUGCUAUGUCGCGUUUAUAAACUCGUAUACAUUGAUUUCCCUACCGAGCUCACCAAAAUGCGUGAAUAAUAGUAAAAACUACAAACUGUUGCUUUUUACAUGGUAGUCGUGUGGUGGAAACUAUUUUGUGCGGAAAUUCCCACACAAGUCAUCACUUUCUUGAGUUUUCGGCAUUAUUUGCAUCACUUCGGCCUCUGUUGGCAUUUCAGCUUCAAUUUUAACACCAGCUAGCGUUAUUUACUCUUAGAAUAGGCGCUACCUGGCAUUCAUGUGGUUGUUUUUCCCACGCUUCGUUCAUUAAAUCAGCACGUAAUAAGCAUUUUUCAGCACACAGAACAUACAUUUAGCAUUGGGCCAAAUUGUGCACACAUGUUUUGGAAUUAGUCUAGCGCUUUUGUGGGUUGACACACUGAGGAAAAUACGUGAAAUCUUACCUAAAUUAAAAGUAUGAGGACGAUUUAGGGAAAACUGUUAUAUUUCUCCCAGGUUUUCAUACUGGUCCUCUACCAAAUUAUCCUCAAGUUUUGUACUUAGGAGAAUUCGCUGUGAGUUGUCGAGUGUCAGAAGUCUUCUAACGAUUCGCUCCUUGACAUUUUAUCCAUUGCAGUAUUUUUCAUAUUACGGCGGAAGAAAGACUGUGUAUAGAAUAGAAGAGCAAAUAGUCGAAAUUUACUGAAUUAUGCAAUUUGACUUAGUUCAUUCCACAUGCCGUUACUUUUCUCGAGAAGCAUAUUUUCUGCUUUAUUUAUUAACCUAGGGAAAUCUUUUUACCUAUCAAUCUCAUUUAAUUCCUAAAUUUUCUGUAUGGUUUAUGAAACCACACUCAUUAUGUAAAUAUGGAUAUAGUGUUCCUAAAAACUCAGCCUUGUUAUUACCAUUUUCUAAUUACUGUAUAAUUCUUUUCACUGUGUUGACAGGAUUGACCGGUCUGUUUCAGUGUAGAUCAGACAAAUGUUCUAGGAAAGAAAGGACACUGCAAAUACAUUUAAGUUGUGCUAGAUAAUACUACUACUGAAAACUGAACAAUUUAUUCUUGUCACUGUACCAUUUCAAGGUAUUUUAAUCUGUAGUAGCAAAAGAAUCCUAUCGCGUUCCCAUUCGGAGGUAUCUUAACACUUAACUGACAGUAUUUAUAAUUGACUUCUCUCUGUGGAUAAAUUGGUGUGCCAACAAAUAUUUCAUACAGACGAUCCUAUUUUAUAACAGAAUUCUUCGUUUAGGUUCCUACACAGGUAUCCUGAAAGGUUUUAAUAUAAUUUGAAGCAUAAGAACUCAAUAAAAUCAGUAAAUCAUUUGAUUUUGCGAAAUUUUCAUAAUGUGUGUGAAAGUAUUUAGUGGUUUGUUACUAGAAAUUAGGCAGCGCUAAUAAAACAGAUACUAUUCACACAGUGAAUUGAUAUUAAUGCGUAGAAAUAAGGGUUGAUAACAUUCUGUUGAGAAACACAAAAGGCAAGAGUUUGCAUAUUUUCAGCAAACUCAUUACUCAGUUUCGGAUGAAUCUCUCAGAAAGGCAAAUGUCAAGAGGCGGUUGUUUUCACUUAUAAAGUUGCUUUAUCAUAUUUAUAAAUGUUUUAUUUUGUGAAGAUCUUUUCUCGUCUCUUUGGUAAAUAUACGCUCAUUUUUUUCAUUACCUUGAUGCGUAUAACAACUACAUGAAUAAUAACCAAACGUUUGAUUGGACACUAGUAACUUAUGUGAUGUUUCUAGUCCUUUCUUCGGUGUAGAUUGAAUUCCACCACUCAGGUUUGCAAUGUGACUACCAUUCGGGGUAGCUCGCCUCCAACUAUCUAAUAACCAGAUGUCUUUAAGUGACUUAGUUGUGGAUUAUGAUCACGCUUCAUCAGCAGAAACUAUUUUACUAUUAUCCGAACUGAUCAAAUGAAUAAGUGGUAUCAAGUAACCACGGCUAACAUUUGAUAUAUAAGUUCAUUUGAAAAAUAUCAAUUAUUCUACCUAUCUCGUUAAACUAACUCUUGUUUGUGUAAGAUAAAUGUAUCCAGUAGGGUCGUUCUGCAGCCCCCUUAAUAACUGCUUUAUAGCAGUUUUCUAUAGUGGCUCCUCAAGCAUCACAGUGUUUAUUUGAUUCGAAAUGAUUGACUCAAAUCAUAACGUAAUACCACAUAAAAGUGUGGUAGUUUAAGUAUCUGCACUUUUCAGCCACAGAAAGGAAGAAACUAGAUAUUAAAAUGACAUUUUUAUAGAUAUUUAGUUCACCAUUAUCUUAAACUAAACCUCUUGGCCUUUUGUAUAAACGCCAAACUCCCAAUCGGAUAAUGAUAGCUCAUCAUAUAAUAAACGAGACUGUUUGUCUUAUUAGUUACAGUGAAUUAAAAAUGAGGCAGAGCGAUGAAAAAAACACUGAUAACUUGCGUUCAUAUCACUUGCGUUAUAUAAGUUACUAAGAACGUCUGUAUUAUAGUGUCCUAUUAUAGUCGGUCAGCUUCUAUUAAAUGAAUGUGAAGUUUGUGUUACGUUUAUCUAUUAUUUGUGGUAUAUCAUUGUAACACUCAGAAUAUGGAAUGCAGCUCUCAAGUAUAAGGUUUGUUUUCCUGAUAAAAGAUUUCUGCAUGUUUGUAAAUCCAUAUUUCUGCUUAUUGGAAAUAUCUGGAAACAUCUUUAUAAUCACAUACACAUCGCCAUUAUUUCGUGAUUAUGACCGAGAGAUUAAUGAGAAUGUAGUCAAGCUGCUUUUGGGCAACUAAUAACUACUGAAUUUAUGUAAUAAAGGUUAAAUUAGUAAUGGUCAUAGUUUCUCGAAGCGAGUAAAUCCGAAAAUAUGAAAAUUUGUAAUGGCUUUACAAAUUAGAAGCUAAUUUAUCCAUUGGGGGUUACUCCACGAAAUACUGAUCUUUUUACAAGAUUCGUUUACAAAUAUUCUAGUUAGUGUUAACGGAAAUGAAGUCCAGCACCCUUGAUACCCCUCAGAAAGGCACUCGCUUGAAGAAGUAGUAAAUUUUAACUUGCAUUCUUUUAGGAUUGUGAAAUCAUUUCAGAAGAUAUUUCAUGGAAUAUUUAUUAUCUCUUUAUUGUUUUCCAAGUACUUAUCAUAUACGCCUACCUGCCAUGCAAACAUUUUGUAAAUGGUGAUUUGCCAAUUAGACCGUAAACUUAUGUUCUUACCAUCGUAUUUUGGUAUGACUUAAAGACACAUUUAUAGGUCUCUGUGAUAAUCAUUGGAACUUAUUUUCAAUGUAUUACAACAAAAAACAGACAGUGUAAAAUGUAUGAUAGUUAUAAUUUAUUGGCUUUUCAAAAUCAUCUGAAUAAUUUCGAUAAUUUAGUUAUAAAUAUUGAGAGUUGACAAUUAAUCAAGAUGAAUCCAAUCUAAACCCUUUAGUGUCAACCUUCUGUUUCCUUACGAACGCAAUUAGUGUUAAAGUAAACCAAAGACAGUGUCCAUCACCUACCUUCAGUCUGGCAAUAUGACUAGUCCAUAAUCUUGUGCAAGUGAAUUUGUGAAUUAUAAGCUCUGUAAUAUUGCUUUCUUAAUAUUUUCUUUUCAGCAGAUAUAAUAUUGUGAACAAUUUAAAAUUAUAAUGUUUGCAAAGACCUCAUUUGUUUAUCUGGAAAGGAGUAUUUAUGCUGUCACUGCCAUAGGUAUUCUUAAUUAUUCUACUUAUAGACUGUUUUUAUCUUCAAAAAACCCGGAUUACCAGAGCUUAUUACACUUGAGGAAUAUUACUUUCGCUUCAGAUUUUGCACUAUUGCAAGAUGCAGCAGAGGUACAAUGGACAUUGCUUCCAUUAUGGAUGAGUUUUGUCCCUUACUUAUUACUGCAUUCACUGGCUUCAUCAAUAAUAUUUACUCUGACAAAGCCAAAGAUACACAAAUGCUGUCGUGCAAUUUUAUCUACUUGGUUAGUCGUUCAUAUGGUCGGACUUAACAUGGUUAUUGAUAUUUUGUUCAAUUUACUGUGCUUCUUGUGCAUAAGCUAUUUGGUUUCUGGGAAUCGCAUUGUAAUUUGGUUCUUCACUGUUUUGAUAUUUCAAGUAUCUGAAUUCUUUAUUAGUUCAGCGAGUUAUGAGGUAUCACUGUUUAUUCGUCAUUCAGUAUCACACGAAUGGUUUGUACUUUUGUAUGCUGCACAUUUUUACAUAAUACUACGUGGUUUAAGUGUGGCAUUAUCAAUUCAUAGAUUAUCAGACAAAUCCAGGUCAUCUACUCGUGAACGUGAAGCGAAAGUGGAACCAACAAUAAAGUGUGACUCAAAAUUUUCAUUGACUAUUCUACUGGAUGCCUUGGAUUAUUCUUUUUAUCCACAUGCACUAUUUUUAGGUCCUUUAAUUCUGUAUUCAGAAUGGCAUGAUUUUUGGGUAAAUUGUAACUCUUUGUCAUCCAGUCAGUCAGCAAGUUUUAAGACACUCUUUUCAAUAUUGCUAUCACUUUUAUUCAAAGCUAUUCGACUAUUAUUUUGGAAUUCAUUUUGGUCAUUAUGUUUAUGCUUUGUUUAUCCUAAUUCAUUUGGAUAUUUAUUUCCUUAUGUACAACUCCAUGAUUUAUCGAAUAGAUUAAAUAAAAAUGACUUUGUUAUUGAUCGUGGUACAAUUGGUGCAAUCAUGUCAUUGCGUGGUUUACACUUAUUUAUGACAUAUUUACAAUUUUAUGGAUGGCCAUAUGUACUUAUAAAUUUAGAAUGGCUUCUUAUUAAUCUAUUCAACAAGUUAUUGAGUGUAAUACAUGGUUCAUGUAAAAAAAAUCUAUAUGAAGUCAGAAAAUCCUGUGAUGGUUUACAUCGACUUCAAGUUUCGUAUAUACCUGAUCCACCAUCAUGUUUACUACACGUUCUUUUGACUUCUGAAUGCUGGCGGUCAUUUGAUCGUGGAUUGUAUAAUUUUAUCAAAUCGUAUAUUUUUCUGCCUGUAAUUAACUAUGAAGUACCUUUAACAUAUAAGUAUUCAAAUAUUGUGCAAUUAAAUCCUACCAUCAAAACUGUACUAGCGCUUAUUUUGUCCUAUUUAUUUGUACUUUUAUAUCAUGGAAUUGAUCAGACAAAUAUGAUCUGGUUAUUCUGUAAUCUACUGGUUUUAUUUUCUGAACGUCUAGUCAAAUGGGUGUACCUUUAUACCGACUUUGGAUCAGAAUUACGUCAUCAUCUUUCCACUGAGUGGAUCCGACGUUUAUCAUUGCUACUCUGUGCAUUAAGUGGAAUUUUUUCAGUCUUGGGGAACUUUUACUUUCUUAUUGGAUUCAGAGCUGCUCAUCAAUUGUCAAAAUGGGUGGUAUAUGACCCAACUUUGCGCCUCACCUUGUUCGUAUUUGCUUAUUGCCACUUAAAUCUGGUCACAGAUUUACGGAGUCUGUUCCCAUCACUUCGACCACAGUCUGGGAAGAGAUUCACUCAUAUGCAGAAGAAAUGAUGUUUGUAUGUCACUUUUUCUACUGAUUUAGAUAUGAUUUUAAUAUUAUUUACUAAGCUCACAAAUAUAAAAGUCCUG
Molecule: messenger RNA, 5859 nt
Organism: Trichobilharzia regenti
Lineage: Eukaryota; Metazoa; Platyhelminthes; Trematoda; Strigeidida; Schistosomatidae
Source: the annotation of a GenBank genome assembly